AUUAUCAACGCGCGCGGGGAGUCAGUAGGGCCGGGAAGGUGGCCGUGCGGGCGCUCGGCUGCCUGCGGCCGACUCGGUUCUCUCAGGCGCCGUCGCUGCGGUGACUCCAGGACGUGGAAGGAGUAAGAUUUCACCAUUGUAAGCUUCAGACUUUUUCCAUGAGCAUCAUACUUUCAUGGUGUGUGUGAAGAUAACCCAGAGCGUUGAGGAAGUUGCCGAGGAGAGUGUGCUGGAGAUGCUCUAGGAAAAGCUGAGCGCCGAGAGCUCCACUGCAGAGAGUUGUGACUUACCAAGAAGAAAGUGAGCGCCAUGGAUCAGAACAACAGCCUGCCACCGUACGCUCAGGGCCUGGCCUCCCCUCAGGGCGCCAUGACUCCUGGAAUCCCUAUCUUUAGUCCAAUGAUGCCUUAUGGCACGGGACUGACUCCUCAGCCUAUUCAGAACACCAACAGUCUGUCCAUUUUGGAGGAGCAGCAAAGACAGCAGCAGCAGCAGCAGCAACAACAGCAGCAGCAGCAGCAGCAGCAGACAGUGACGGCGGUUCAGCAGGCAACAGCCCAGCAGGCGACACAGGGGCCGUCGGGCCAGACGCCACAGCUCUUCCACUCACAGACUCUUACCACUGCCCCCUUGCCAGGCACCACUCCCCUGUACCCCUCUCCCAUGACCCCCAUGACCCCUAUCACCCCUGCCACACCAGCCUCGGAGAGCUCUGGGAUCGUGCCACAGCUGCAAAAUAUUGUAUCCACGGUGAACCUUGGUUGUAAACUUGACCUAAAGACCAUUGCGCUUCGAGCCCGAAAUGCUGAAUAUAACCCCAAGCGGUUUGCUGCUGUGAUCAUGAGAAUCAGGGAGCCGCGCACCACGGCGCUCAUCUUCAGCUCGGGGAAGAUGGUGUGCACCGGCGCCAAGAGUGAGGAACAGUCUAGACUAGCAGCAAGAAAAUAUGCCAGAGUUGUACAGAAGUUGGGUUUCCCAGCCAAGUUCUUGGACUUCAAGAUCCAGAACAUGGUGGGAAGCUGUGACGUGAAGUUCCCGAUAAGGCUGGAAGGCCUCGUGCUCACCCACCAGCAGUUCAGCAGUUAUGAACCCGAGUUAUUUCCUGGUUUAAUCUAUCGAAUGAUCAAACCCAGAAUUGUUCUCCUUAUUUUUGUUUCUGGAAAAGUUGUAUUAACAGGUGCUAAAGUCAGAGCAGAAAUCUACGAAGCAUUUGAGAACAUCUACCCCAUUCUAAAAGGCUUCCGGAAGACGACGUAGUGGCGGUCUGAUGCUGGCCUCCCACCUGCUUGGUUUUUAAAACAAAUCCGUUUGGUACCUUCAAGUGGCAGAGUUUCAGGGCCGCGUGUGGCCAGCGGCCUCGGGCAGUGUCCCGUGCAGUGGGAGCUGAGGGCGCGGCCCGGAGCCUGGUUGCUCCAAGUUGCUCGCGCUGUGCUGCUACUUGGGUGGCGCUGCCCGUUUAUUUAUAUGUAGGUUUUAAAUACUCUGCUGUUGACAAGUUGGUUUAAGGGGCAAAGCUUUUAAGUGUUAAAGCCACUUCUACAAUUGAUUGUACUUUUUAUUUUGUUUAAUUUCUGCCCCAUAAACCAGUUUUUAUAUUUCUACCAGAAAAGUAAAAAUCUUUUUUAAAAGUGUUGUUUUUCUAAUUUGUAAUCCUAGGGGUCAUUUUUGUGCCAGACACAUUCCGCCUGUUCAGUGUUGCAGGACAGAGUAGAUGUCAGCGGGAUGGACGUAUGUACAGUUUUUUUCAGAGCGCUCUGUACAAUAAAUGCUAUUCAUAAAAGUGUCAGAUUCAUGUGCUAAAUGAGGCCUUGUCAGGUUCACGUGAUCCUCCCGCUAGCCCUGACUUUUACAUAGAAACUGUGUUGGUCGGCGCUGGUAUCAGUCCUUUCUUUUCCUUCUGAGAAAACGGGUGAGAUGUGAACGGCUCAGGUCCACUCACACGGCAGGCCCGCCGCAUCCCGAAUACUGAGACGCCUCCUGUUUCCCAGGCCAUCGCCUGCUUUGCACAGCCCACAGGUGGGUUGGUGCUUCCACAGAUGGGCACUGACACCCAACCAUGACCAGAGCAGGCGCUCAUCCUGACGGAGCAGCGUUUUCCUCAGGAGUUAUCAGCUGCAGGUUGACACUGGGACAUUUUCUGUAUGGUGGUUUAGUCUGUCUGCAAGUGGGCAGGCCCAGCGAGCCUCGCGUGGUGGGGCCACACAUCUGAGGACAGCUUGGCUGGCAACUCCCAACACGCCCACAAGUGUUGUCCGGUGAGAUCUCCAAGUAGACCCUCCUGAGUUUGCUUAAAAAGUGCUCAGCAGUCAGGACACUGCUCUACACUGUAAAGCUUCCUAGAACACACCUGACUGUAAAAAAUUAUUCAUAGUCUGAGACAGGGAAGGCCCCACUCCUCCAGUUUUCCAGAAGCCAUGGCGUCUUACCACGACUCCCACCCUCUCUUGUCUCAACUUUUAAUGUAGCCACCGAGAUUCUUACUGAGCCCCCCAGCUUCAAGACUGCGCUUUACCUCAAGAGCGUCGGCCUAACAAAUGCUGUUUCCCCAAUGAAGACUAUUUUAUGUGCAUAUCUCUUUGAGUGUACACAUGGGACACACUCACCUGGUGGACUAACAGGCCCCGAUUUUGACCGAAAAAGUGAAACAGCCAGUGGCAGCACCACACAGGCAGCAUAUGCGAAUUAGCAGGGAUACGAGGCUGAACCAACGACGUCUAAGAGAAGCAGCACGAGAAAGUUUUAAGAAGUGCUUUUAGGCACU
This is a messenger RNA of Talpa occidentalis (Iberian mole), 2761 nucleotides long. RefSeq names its product TATA-box binding protein (gene TBP). Gene Ontology annotation, molecular function: DNA binding; RNA polymerase II general transcription initiation factor activity. NCBI's taxonomy places the organism in Eukaryota, Metazoa, Chordata, Mammalia, Eulipotyphla, Talpidae. Gene Ontology annotation, biological process: DNA-templated transcription initiation. The transcript has 10 exons. The coding region runs from base 310 to 1257 and encodes 315 amino acids. The record is from RefSeq and is a predicted model, not a curated record.